AUGGAUCAUCCACAGAGAGUCCCUCGUAACCUCUGUCGAGUUAGAGAGAGUGCUUUCCUUCCCAAAAUCACCUCCAUCGGCCCCUACCAUUAUGGUGGCAAGGGGCUUGAGCUCAUGGAGGAGCACAAGGAGCGUUUCUUGAUGCGCCUCCUGGGAGGCAAGUUCAACGAGAGCGAGGACGACGAUCAAUCUUCAUCGCCGUUGUCCAUGGGUGACGAUGAGAAGAGAAAGGCUCCGCACCUCAGGGACCUUGUAGAUGCCAUGAGGAAGUUGGAGCAGAGGACCAGAGAGUGCUAUUCUGAGGACUUCGAUGCGUCCAUCUCGAGUGACAAGUUUGUCUGGAUGAUGGUCCGUGACGGUUGCUUUGUGUUCGAACUGUUGCGCUUGUAUUACAAGUACGACAACGCCAAGGGAAAGUCCAAUGAGCAUCUGGCUUCCGAUCCGAUCUUCAAUGCCCGUUGGAUGCUGAGAACCCUUCAGCGCGAUCUGCUGAAGCUCGAAAAUCAGCUACCUUACUUCGUCCUCAAGAUGCUCUUCAAGUUGACAAGCUGGGGACAAGAGAAGAUGAAGCUAGAGGAACUCACAGUCACCUUCUUUGAUCCUUCAUCACCUAGAGAAACGGCCACCUCUAAGUUGAACUUCGCACUGACGGUAGAUGGCAAGAAACAGCAGUUCGCCCGCAUGCUCGACGUCCUCCGCUCCACCUUCCUCAAGACGGUGCGAGAUAAAGUGAACCAGAAUGGAUGGACACCAAUACCUCAUUUGCACAAUAACAACUCUUUGCUCUCUUCCCAUAAUAAUCACGUCGAGAAGCCCCGCCUCCGAGAAAAACAGCUGAUACAUUUUAUGUCAGAGCUUCAAGAGGCAGGCGUCAAGCUCCAAAAACGAGACGAUCAUGGCCUAUUAGACAUUGCCUUCGAGGAUAGGACUCUUUACAUGUCUCCGUUCUUCAUUGACAACAACUCCGUCCCUCUCUUCCUAAACUUCAUCGCAUACGAGCAGUGCGAUGGGAGGGCCAAGCCCUUCUUCACAAACUAUUUCAUGUUCCUCGACAGCCUGAUCAACAGCUCCGAUGACAUUAGGAUACUUCACGAGCAAGGGAUCAUCAAUCAUGCGUUGGGUAGCACCGACAAUGUGGCCACACUAUUGAACAAGCUCUGCAGGGAGAUGGUUUAUGACAACGACCAGUGCUACUUGUCCAAUGAGAUGAACGAGGCUAACAAGCAUUGCGAGACAUACUACAGCAGUAAGUACCUCCGUUGGUGGGGAAACUUGAUUCGCGACUACUUCAGCAGUCCCUGGACAUUCCUGUCUCUUCUCGCCGCCAUAGUACUCUUGAUACUCACAGUCAUCCAAACCUUUUACACCGUCUAUCCUUAUUACCGUCCAUCAUCGUAA
This is a messenger RNA of Eucalyptus grandis, 1398 nucleotides long. Its product is annotated as UPF0481 protein At3g47200. The record is from RefSeq and is a predicted model, not a curated record. The transcript is spliced from 2 exons. NCBI's taxonomy places the organism in Eukaryota, Viridiplantae, Streptophyta, Magnoliopsida, Myrtales, Myrtaceae. Bases 1 to 1398 code for a protein of 465 amino acids.